This is a messenger RNA of Parasteatoda tepidariorum (common house spider), 435 nucleotides long. RefSeq names its product serine/threonine-protein kinase haspin-like. Gene Ontology annotation, biological process: intracellular signal transduction; protein phosphorylation; mitotic cell cycle. Gene Ontology annotation, cellular component: cytoplasm; nucleus. Gene Ontology annotation, molecular function: ATP binding; histone H3T3 kinase activity. NCBI's taxonomy places the organism in Eukaryota, Metazoa, Arthropoda, Arachnida, Araneae, Theridiidae. The record is from RefSeq and is a predicted model, not a curated record.
AACUGAUUACAUGAAUGGUAACGAAACAAAUAACUAUCUCUUUUUUUCACUACCAGAGCAUUAUUCAUCGGACCAAGCAUUUAUAGUUAUUGAAACAGAAUUAGCUGGAACAGAUAUGGAUGAACUUAAGAUCAUAAGCUAUUUAAAAGCUCUUUCUAUAUUCCACCAAGUAGCAGCUGGGUUAGCUGUAGCUGAGGAGAAGCUCCAGUUUGAGCAUCGAGACCUUCAUCCCGGUAAUAUCUUAAUAAAAAAGUGUGGGAACGAUGAAAAAUUAGACGUAUGCUUAAGGGGUGAAAGAUAUCAGGUCGAAACUUACGGUAUCAAAGUAACCAUCAUUGAUUUCACGUAUUCAAGAUUACAAACGGGUAAGAACAAGUACUGUACCAAGAUUAUAACUGGUUCCUCUAAAAACACCUAGUGGUUUGAAAAAUAAGU